Molecule: messenger RNA, 3875 nt
Organism: Psammomys obesus (fat sand rat)
Lineage: Eukaryota; Metazoa; Chordata; Mammalia; Rodentia; Muridae
Gene: Ntrk3
Product: neurotrophic receptor tyrosine kinase 3
Exons: 17
Coding region: 32-2509 (825 amino acids)
Biological process (GO): regulation of phosphatidylinositol 3-kinase/protein kinase B signal transduction; multicellular organism development; cell surface receptor protein tyrosine kinase signaling pathway
Cellular component (GO): axon; plasma membrane; signaling receptor complex
Molecular function (GO): neurotrophin receptor activity; transmembrane receptor protein tyrosine kinase activity; neurotrophin binding
Source: RefSeq, a predicted model, not a curated record
UCCUCCUCUUUUUUAGAAGCAGCGAUCGGAGAUGGAUGUCUCUCUUUGCCCAGCCAAGUGUAGUUUCUGGCGGAUUUUCUUGCUGGGAAGCGUCUGGCUGGACUAUGUGGGCUCCGUGCUGGCUUGCCCUGCAAAUUGUGUCUGCAGCAAGACUGAGAUCAAUUGCCGGCGGCCGGACGAUGGGAAUCUCUUCCCCCUCCUGGAAGGGCAGGAUUCAGGGAACAGCAAUGGGAACGCCAGCAUCAACAUCACGGACAUCUCAAGGAAUAUCACUUCCAUACACAUAGAGAAUUGGCGAGGCCUGCACACACUCAACGCUGUGGACAUGGAGCUGUACACGGGACUCCAGAAGCUGACCAUCAAGAAUUCUGGACUCCGGAACAUUCAGCCCAGAGCCUUCGCCAAGAAUCCCCACUUGCGCUAUAUAAACUUGUCAAGUAAUCGGCUCACUACACUCUCCUGGCAGCUCUUCCAGACGCUGAGUCUUCGGGAAUUGAGACUGGAGCAGAACUUCUUCAACUGCAGCUGUGACAUCCGCUGGAUGCAGCUGUGGCAGGAGCAGGGGGAGGCCCGGCUGGACAGCCAGAGCCUCUACUGCAUCAGUGCUGAUGGCUCCCAGCUCCCCCUCUUCCGCAUGAACAUCAGUCAGUGUGAUCUCCCCGAGAUCAGCGUGAGCCACGUCAACCUGACCGUCCGAGAAGGAGACAAUGCUGUAAUCACUUGCAAUGGCUCUGGUUCUCCCUUGCCUGAUGUGGACUGGAUCGUCACUGGGUUGCAGUCCAUCAACACCCACCAGACCAAUCUGAACUGGACCAAUGUUCAUGCCAUCAACUUGACCUUGGUGAAUGUGACGAGCGAGGACAAUGGUUUCACCCUGACGUGCAUUGCAGAGAACGUGGUGGGCAUGAGCAAUGCCAGCGUUGCUCUCACUGUCUACUACCCUCCACGUGUGGUGAGCCUGGUGGAGCCUGAGGUACGCCUGGAGCAUUGCAUUGAGUUUGUGGUGCGUGGCAACCCGACGCCCACGCUGCACUGGCUGUACAAUGGGCAGCCAUUGAGGGAGUCCAAGAUCAUUCACAUGGACUACUACCAGGAGGGUGAGGUCUCGGAGGGCUGCCUGCUCUUCAACAAACCCACCCAUUACAACAACGGCAACUACACCCUCAUUGCUAAGAAUGCCCUGGGCACGGCCAACCAGACCAUCAAUGGCCACUUCCUCAAGGAGCCCUUUCCAGAGAGUACCGAUUUCUUUGACUUUGAGUCUGAUGCGAGCCCUACACCCCCUAUCACCGUGACCCACAAACCGGAGGAAGACACUUUUGGGGUAUCCAUAGCAGUUGGACUUGCUGCCUUUGCCUGCGUCCUUUUGGUGGUUCUCUUCAUCAUGAUCAACAAGUAUGGUCGCCGGUCCAAAUUUGGAAUGAAGGGUCCUGUGGCUGUCAUCAGUGGUGAGGAGGACUCAGCCAGCCCACUGCACCACAUCAACCAUGGCAUCACUACGCCUUCCUCGCUGGACGCUGGGCCGGACACAGUGGUCAUUGGCAUGACUCGAAUUCCAGUCAUUGAGAACCCACAGUACUUCCGUCAGGGACACAAUUGCCACAAGCCAGACACAUAUGUCCAGCACAUCAAGAGGAGAGACAUAGUGUUGAAGAGAGAACUGGGUGAGGGGGCCUUUGGAAAGGUCUUCCUGGCUGAGUGCUACAAUCUAAGUCCCACCAAAGACAAGAUGCUCGUGGCAGUGAAGGCCCUGAAGGAUCCCACCUUGGCUGCCAGGAAGGAUUUCCAGAGGGAGGCUGAGCUGCUCACUAACCUGCAGCACGAACAUAUUGUCAAGUUCUAUGGGGUGUGUGGGGAUGGGGACCCACUCAUCAUGGUCUUUGAAUACAUGAAACAUGGAGACCUUAACAAGUUCCUCAGGGCCCAUGGGCCAGAUGCAAUGAUCCUCGUGGAUGGGCAGCCACGCCAGGCCAAGGGCGAGCUGGGACUCUCUCAGAUGCUCCACAUUGCCAGUCAGAUAGCCUCGGGCAUGGUGUACCUGGCCUCCCAACACUUUGUGCACCGGGAUCUGGCCACUAGGAACUGCCUGGUCGGAGCCAACUUACUGGUGAAGAUUGGAGAUUUUGGCAUGUCCAGGGAUGUCUACAGCACUGAUUACUACAGGGUGGGAGGACACACCAUGCUCCCCAUCCGCUGGAUGCCCCCUGAAAGCAUCAUGUACCGGAAGUUCACCACAGAGAGUGAUGUGUGGAGCUUCGGGGUUAUCCUUUGGGAGAUCUUUACCUAUGGGAAACAACCAUGGUUCCAGCUCUCCAACACAGAGGUCAUUGAGUGCAUCACCCAAGGCCGUGUCUUGGAGAGACCCCGAGUCUGCCCGAAAGAGGUAUAUGACGUCAUGCUGGGGUGCUGGCAGAGGGAACCACAACAGCGGCUGAACAUUAAGGAGAUCUACAAAAUCCUCCAUGCUUUGGGGAAGGCCACUCCAAUCUACCUGGACAUUCUCGGCUAGUGGUGACUGGUGGCCAAGCGUUUAUACUCUGUUGCCUCCUCUCUCCCUGCUCAUAUCCUCUUUUUCCUCAUCUCCACUCCUUUCUUCCAUCUUUGACUGAAAUGAACAUCUUCAUAUAAACUCAAGUGCCUGCUACACAUACAACACUGAAUUUAAAAAAAAAAAAAAGAAAGAAAGAAAGAAACCCUGUAAGGCAGUUUGACAUAUAUAUUUAUAUAUAUAAUUAUCUAUCUAUCUAUAUCUACAGAGAAUUACCUUCUCAGAUACACAGAGAAGCUGCUGAUACAGAAAACCGUAAGACAUUAACAAUUGAGAAAAAAAUUUAAAUAUUAUUAUUAACACAAAUGAAAUCCCCUUGACUUAAGCUGUGGCCCAUGCUUCUUCAGCUCUGGAUUUUGGAGCUCUUCGUCUUGACCCUGCCAAGAGAGAGGCUGGGAGGAGGCAGGGUACUGCCCAAUCAUCCGUGCACAUGCGUAACCCGUUGACGGUGCUUGGCAAGGAAACAAUUCUGGAAGUCCAGGCCCUUCGGAACCAUCUCUGGUCUGCCUUGACCUUUGCUUCCACUCUCUUCCCGCUUUUUCUCCACUUUGGGACAAUUUUCUAAUUUGUCUGUUCUACAAAGUAUAUAGUCGUGACGCUUUUUGGAAUCAAUGAUGACACCUACGGGUAAACAGUGAACAAAUAACAACACCAGACCACACAAAGCCAUCCACGGUCAGGGUGAUCACCAAACAAGUAAGGACAGGGGACUCCUGGGAGAGGAAACCCCACCCUUUCGGAUGUAAAUCAUGCUCAAUUCCUUACUAGGUUUGAAGCGAUUCGAUCUUCUGAACUUGAAGAACUGUGCUUAGUGGAUUUACAGAAUGGAGGAAGAACAGCUGAAGUCCGAAUCCUAUCAAGGCAUUGCCACUCAUCUUUCCAUCACUGGGGAGAUUCUUGGCCUGUCCUUUCAUUUUAAGGCUCUUGGGGAGCUUGGAGGUUUAGAACCCACAUUUUCUGGUGUUAUCUGCUAAUGCGGACACAGCAGGUUUCAAGGCUCUGGUAGCAAGAGACUUAGCUGCUUGUAGGUCAUAAUUAGGCAGCCCCUUGGGUCUUAUUUUCUUAUCUUGCUUCUCCCAUAUCCUGAGGUUCAAUCAAGUCCUGGGUAAACCCCACUGCUAGGAAAGGAAUCCAGGUGAGAGCCUGAGUCAUUUGUGUUUCAAGCAGCCAGACACUGGCAUUGGCAAAAGCCAGCAACGAAGAAUCUUCUUGGCACCUGUGCUAGGCCCUUGGCAUUCUCCUCACGUUUUCAGCCCUCGGAAGGAUUGAUGCAUCUGCCUUUGAGCUGUUGUGAAAAGGCAGGGACUGAGAAAUCGCUUUGUGGGCU